GGGAUUCAGUGUGAUGGAAAAAUGUCGAAAUGCAAAUAGUGAACUCAAAAAAUAUCGGAAGAAAUGGCGUGUCCUGAAAAUGGCCACUCUAAUCACUUGCAGUUCAUUGUUAUUGUUUUAUAAUUCUUAUAAAGUAGGUUUUUAUCUAGUAGUAAUAGAAAUGAGAAUUAGUUGAUAUAAACGUCUUAGAAGAAUUGCAUGGAGAACUAUCAUAUAGUUAAAAUUCUAUUGUUAUAGGUGAAGUUGUUUCAUCUUCAACAGCUGGAGCUUCAUAA
This is a messenger RNA of Rotaria sordida, 275 nucleotides long. Lineage: Eukaryota; Metazoa; Rotifera; Eurotatoria; Philodinida; Philodinidae. The record is from the annotation of a GenBank genome assembly.